AUGGCAGAUGCGGAAUGGGAGGCUCAUAAGGCAGAGAUCGAGCGCCUUUACAUCAGAGAGAACAAAAAGCUAGAGGAGGUCUUGCAAUUUAUGGAAACGACAUAUGGCUUUCGCAAAACGAAGUAUCAAUACACGGCGAGGCUUAAGAAAUGGGGUUUUAAGAAAUAUCGCAUGGGCGCUCUCAAGUGGAGACACGUCAACAGAGAAAUACAAAAGAGGGCAGCUGAAGGGCAGAAUCUCGAAGUCUGGUUCGACGGGGUCUAUUACGAUCCAAAAACAGUGCAAUUUGAGAUUCAUCGCCAGGGUUUUCAGAGAGAGACUGACAAAUAUCAGCCAUUGUCCCCAACACCUGAAGGACUUAUUGUCUGCUCUCCUGGUCCGUUGAUAUUUCAAAUUACAUGGCCACAGAAUCUCCCAUGGUUUAUUUUCUCCAAUACUGCGCUGAGCAGUUUACAAAACGUCCCGAGCAACCCAUCUAUUUCACUGGAACAUCUUCCAGGGGGUCGGGAAAUGGACCUACCUUCCCAAAUCAUCGAACGUGGUCUCAUCGAUUCUCUCGGCUCCCUUAUGAUCGGAAGCCAUGCCAAAGUGCUGCGCACCGGACGCAAUAGCGCCAGGGUAGCAGCAGCUCUGAGCUCAAUAAUGCCUGAACAACACGAAGGUCAAAACCUUUACAUAGCAGAAAGACUUUGCGGUCUCAGAGGUGGCAGUGAUGCCGUGGAGCGCUUACAAGUUGCACUUUUCCUGCUUUCCAACAGUUUUCAAACGAAUGCCUAUUUCCAUGAUAUAGAGCGAGGAGAGCCUAGGACUAGCAAGGAAGAUCAAACGAUCAUGGCAACAUUCUAUCAAUCGGGCCUGGAUACCGUCAACAACCUCAAAUAUCUACUUUCCCUCCCCGGGGCAACAGCACAUGCUAUAUCGCACAAGCUUUUUGCAAGUGCGGUGAGAUCCGAGGACGUAAGAAUGGUUCGGAUGGCUUUGGAAGCUGGUAUGAGUCCUGAUAUUCCAAUUGUUCAUGAUGGAUUUCCCGUGCCACCUUUGGUACUGGCUUCCAACUUCAGAGACUCCCGAGCGGCUCUGGACAUGUGCAACUUGUUCCUAUCAUAUGGUUCUGGGCUCAAGGAUAUAAGCAUCCUAGAAAGGGCUCUCUGUGAAGCAAUCCGCUCAAGAAAUAAUGAGCUCAUCAAACUAUUUCUGGCUCGAAAUAUUCCUAUACCAGGAGAGGCAUUAAGCGCCGCAAUUAAGACGAGAACCCCAGGCCUUUUCUCUAUGCUCCUUGAUAUUGACCCCAAUAUCAACAAACGAAGCGGUGGCUCAUACGACCUUUCGAUCCUCGGGCUUGCUGUGGACCGAAACGAUGUGUCUCUGACACAAUAUCUGCUUGCCUUAGGCGCGGAUGUUGACGCAAUUCAAGAUGUGAAGUUAGAUGUGAAGUUCUGUGAAGACUACAUUGUCAGAUCAACCACACUUGGACUCGCGAUAAGGAAAGGCAACGACGACAUAAUCAAUCUUCUUUUGGAUACCCAUCCAAAUAUCAACCACCAAGAGGCAUCAGAUGACUACAUCCCCCCACUCGUCUUAUCGGUUGAAUGUGGUGCCAUCAAUAUCACACAGCGUCUGUUAUCGGCGGGUGCAGAAGUCUCUAUUGGUGAUGGAAUCCAAGAAAUGAGCCUCGUGCAACGGGCUCUUGCGAGAAACGAUCUCGAAACUUCCAGACUGCUCAUAUCCUACGGAGCCAGUGUAGAGCCAACUCAGAUGGAGGAUUACUAUACCUCCAUCCUGUAUGAAAAUGUAGCGAUGAACAAUAUCGACACUGCAAUUUCCCUAUUGAGUUGGGGCGCAAGGAAGAAUGAAACUUUUUACGACAAGGUCCCAGACACCAUCCUCGGCGCAGCCAUAGUAGGUGGCCACUGCGAAAUGGUUGGAUCUCUUCUCCAAGCUGGAGCGACAGAAAUUGGAAAAAGCCUGAUUCAAAUCGGAAACUUGGAAACUGCAAUGUACUUGGAACAGCUUGGGCUGCUGCCUCAAAUCCUCCAUUGCUAUGGUCAACCGAUACUCGUGUCUGCUAUUAGGAUGUCGCAGAGAAGCGAUGAUGGUCUUGUCCGAUAUUUGCUCGAUCGUAAUGUCGACAAGCAGCCUAAAAAUCCUGUUGGGCCUGGGCGGUACUGGAGGUUUUUGGAUUACGCCACUGUUUGCCUAUCUCCGCUUGCAGCUGCAAUAUUUUACUUACGUUUCCCAGAGAGCUUUUCAUUGGCAAAGCUUCUGAUUGUACGAGGAGCAAGCAUCGGAGAUCUUGAACUGACAGCAGCAGUCGAGGAUUAUCGAUGCGGUUCGCAACAUUUUGGAAUUCUUCAACUGCUUUUGGACAAUUUGUCACAGCAGCCUUGUGCUGUCCCAAAUGCCUUCGAGAAGGCUUUACAAUAUGAUCACAUUGUUUUUCUUGUGCGGCGCUUUUUAGAAAUUGGUCUUGACCCCGGAGGCAAAGUUGUUGCUAGCGGGUUUUUGGACAAUAUUUUCCUGUACCAGCUGCACGGAGUCCUCGACUGCGAAGUUCUCGAUUCUAUCCUUGAGAGAGCAGUCAUUUGGCGAAAUGGUGUGUCACUUAGGACCCUUCUACAUUCACGAACAUGGACUGCGGUUGAAAAAGGACGAGCGCUCACCACAGCUCUGUAUCACCGUCGCAAUUCCGCGGUACAGGAUUUAUUGGAUGCCGGUGCGGAUGUGAAUCAGGCGGUCAAGAUUCACCUUGACUUAAUUCCUCCCCUUUGGCUCGCCGUUCGGAGGCAGGAUAUCUCUCUGACUAGACGCCUGGUUGCUCUUGGUGCUGAUUACGUCAACCGACCAGUCUCGUCUCAUUAUAGAAGAACGGCAUUACAAGCCGCGGUGGAAGAUGGAAGUGUUCAAAUAGUGGACAUGCUAUUGGACGCUGGAGCAGAUCCUAAUCAGUGUGCGGCCGAAUUUAGGGGCGGAACAGCGCUCCAGUUUGCUGCAAUCAAGGGAUACAUCGGUAUCGCUCGCAAAUUACUUGCAAAGGGAGCCGAUGUCAACGCAAAAAGGUCCUUACGAAAUGGCAGAACAGCAUUGGAGGGGGCUGCGGAACAUGGUCGCAUUGAUAUGCUGCAGCUGCUUCUGAACGAAGGUGCAUCAAUUGUGGCAAGUGGCCGUCGCCAAUACAUUCGAGCAGUCAAAUUGGCAGAAAAGAAUGCCGAAUUCGGUGCAGCAAAGCUACUCAGAGACCAAGGGGGUUGGACUGAGUGGGAUGCAAGGCAAUAUGAACGUGAAGAGCUCGACCUCCAUGAGAAUGUCUGGGACUCCACGAUGUCAAUUCCGCACCGCAGGAGAACAGAGCAAGAUUAGGCCACCGCUCUU
Messenger RNA from Aspergillus vadensis CBS 113365, 3369 nucleotides. Its product is annotated as ankyrin. Bases 1 to 3357 code for a protein of 1118 amino acids. The record is from RefSeq and is a predicted model, not a curated record. The transcript is spliced from 7 exons. Gene Ontology annotation, molecular function: protein binding. Lineage: Eukaryota; Fungi; Ascomycota; Eurotiomycetes; Eurotiales; Aspergillaceae.